GUACCUUUUAACAAUCUCUUGCAAUAUACCUCCUUUUUUUGAGUUGGUAAUGGAAUAUCAUUUAGAAGCUAUUUUAGGGGUUUUAGCCUUUGUAUUCUUGGCCAUAAUCUUAUGGAGAAGAUCAAACACACUCACUACCAAAAUUUUAGCCCCUCAAGUCCCCGGAGCAUGGCCUAUUAUAGGCCAUCUCCGUCAACUAAGUGAUAUUGAUAAAAAUGUCCCAUUUGCUCAUACAUUGGCCGCGUUAGCCGAUAAAUAUGGACCUAUUUUCACAUUGAGAAUGGGGAUGUAUCCUUACUUGAUAAUCAAUAAUUGGGAAGGAGCUAAGGAUUGUCUCACUACUCAUGAUAAAGAUUUCGCGGCUCGACCAACCUCCAUGGCUGGCCAAAGCAUUGGUUACAAGUACGCAAGGUUCACUUAUUCUAAUUUUGGUCCUUAUUAUAAUCAUGUGCGCAAGCUAGCCUUGACACAAGUACUCUCGAGUACUAAAUUGGAAAAGAUGAUGCACAUCCGUGUUGUUGAAUUGGAAAAUAGCAUCAAAGACUUGCAUUCUUUGACACAAGUAACAAAUAAGAAUAAUGAAGUGAUCAAUAUAACUCAAUGGUUUCAUCAAUUGACUUUAAACACAAUUGUGAAGACCAUAUGUGGGAAAAGAUACAACAAUAUAGAGGAGGAUGAGGAGGCAAAACGUUUUAGGGAGGCUUUUAAGGGGAUCAUGUAUGUUGUAGGACAAAUUGUUUUGUAUGAUGUAGUGCCAUUUCCAUUAUUCAAAUAUUUUGAUUUUCAAGGGCAUAUAAAAUUGAUGAAAAAUAUCUAUAAGGAUUUGGAUUCUAUUCUUCAAGGUUGGUUGGAGGAUCAUAUGAAGAAAAAGGAUGUGAACAAUGAUGAUGAAGAUGCCAUAGAUGCUAUGCUUAGGGCCACAGAUAUUGAUGAAUUCAAAGCCUAUGGGUAUUCUCAGGCCACUGUCAUCAAGUCAACUGUCUUGAGUUUGAUCUUGGAUGGCUCAGACACAACAGCUGUUCAUAUGAUAUGGAUAAUGUCCUUAUUACUGAAUAAUCCACAUGCUAUGAAACAAGCCCAAGAAGAGAUAGAUGCAAAAGUGGGUAAAGCGCGAUGGGUUGAAGAAAGUGACGUAAAAAAUUUAGUGUACCUUCAGGCUAUCGUUAAAGAAACAUUACGUUUGUAUCCACCUGUUCCUUUAUUAUUGCCACACGAAGCAGUGCAAGAUUGUAAAGUGGCUGGUUACGACAUUCCAAAGGGUACUCGUUUAUAUAUCAAUGCCUGGAAAAUACAUCGCGAUCCUAAAAUUUGUUCAGAACCUGAAAAAUUCAUGCCUGAGAGAUUUUUGACAAGCAAAGCAAGUGUAGAUGCUCGUGGUCAGCAUUUUGAAUUCAUUCCAUUUGGAUCUGGUAGACGAUCGUGUCCAGGGAUAAAUUUUGCAACCUUAGUAACACAUUUGACAUUUGCUCGGCUGCUUCAAGGUUUUGAUUUUAGUAAAUCAUUGAAUAUGCCAAUAGAUAUGACAGAAGGCGUAGGCAUUACCUUGCCUAAGGUAAAUGAAGUGGAAGUUCUAGUUACGCCUCGUUUAUCUUCUAAUUUUUAUGUAUUUUAA
Solanum verrucosum is the source of this 1612-nucleotide messenger RNA. RefSeq names its product cytochrome P450 CYP82D47-like. The record is from RefSeq and is a predicted model, not a curated record. Bases 50 to 1612 code for a protein of 520 amino acids. Gene Ontology annotation, molecular function: monooxygenase activity; iron ion binding; heme binding. Gene Ontology annotation, biological process: defense response to other organism. Lineage: Eukaryota; Viridiplantae; Streptophyta; Magnoliopsida; Solanales; Solanaceae. The transcript has 2 exons.